This is a messenger RNA of Staurois parvus, 408 nucleotides long. The record is from the annotation of a GenBank genome assembly. Lineage: Eukaryota; Metazoa; Chordata; Amphibia; Anura; Ranidae.
AUGCAGACUGCUUCUACAAACAUUUGUGAAUGAAUGUGCAAUAAGUCCAUCCAUGAAAUUUCCUUGCUACUAAAAAUUCCAUGGUCAACUGUUAGUGGUAUUAUAGCAAAGUGGAAGCAACUGGGAACAACAGCAACUCAGCCAUAAAGUGGUAAGCCAUGUAAAGUGACAGAGCGGGGUUAGCGCAUGCUGAAGCGCACAGUGCGCAGAAGUCACCAACUGUCUGCAGAGUCAAUAGCUAAAGACCUCCAAACGUCAUGUGACCUUCAGAUUAGCAUGACAAAAGUGCAUACAGAGCUUCCUGGAAUGAGUUUCCAUGGCCAAGCAGCUUCAUCCAAGCCUUACAUCACCAAGUGCAAUGCAAAGUGUCGGGUACAGUGGUGUAAAGAAUGCUGCCACUGGACACUA